AUGCAGCUCUUCCGCUCGACACCCUCUCGGGCCUACGCGAGGGUUGGUGCAAGGGGGAGCAGCCGGGAGAUGCCAACUUACUGCAUGCUGCUGCUGAUAGAGUACAGUAGGCAUCGCGAUUCACCAACUUCCGCGCCCGACAAUGGCACCGUCGCGAUCGCCAUCCCGCAGCCGUCACCGGUCGGCAUCGCGCUCGCCUCCGCGAUCCGUCCAGGUCCAUAUCAAGAGCACCCUCACAGUCACGAUCACGGUCGCGGUCACGCUCAUACACUCCGCCUCGCCGGAAUGGCCGUCACAGGAGCAGCAGUCGGGACAGGAGCCGAGACCGCGGCAGAGACAGUCGCUCGCCCAGCGACAGCCCUCCCCGAUACACCAAGGUUUAUUGUGGUGGAGAGGCUCUCCAAGAAUGUCAAUGAAGACCAUCUCUUUGAGAUAUUCGGCCAGUUUGGCCCCAUCUACGACCUCGACCUCCCCAUGAACAGAACCUUCGGAACCAACCGUGGCACCGCAUAUAUCCUCUACGACCACCACGCCGACGCCGAAGCCGCCAUCGCACACAUGCACGAGGCGCAAAUCGACGGCUCCACCAUCAACGUUUCCGUCUCGACCCAGCGCAGCAAGCUGUCUCCCGAACCCCCCAUGUCCCGCCGAAACGCGAACCGAAUCGCAGAGCUGGAUUCCCGACCUCCCUUUCACGGCACCCGGGGACGUGGUCCGCCUUCUGGCCCGCGGGGAGCAAGGGGGUACGGUCCUCGAUCCGACGUCUACCGGCCGAAUCCCCUGUCGCCAGGUCGAUCGCGGUCUCCUCGGGGUGCUCCUCCUUCUCGCGGUGGCGCAGGUCGGCGAUAUCGCAGCCGGUCUCACGGUUCGUACUCGUCUCGAUCGAGGUCGAGGUCGAGAUCGCCACUGCCCAGGAGGCGGGGAGGAGGGAACGGAUCUCAGUGGCAGUCGGAGUCGGAGCCGCAGCCGGAGCCGGAGCCGCAGCUACGACAGCGAACGGAGCGGUUCGCGGAGUCGAGGACGGAACUAUAG
Molecule: messenger RNA, 1032 nt
Organism: Trichoderma citrinoviride
Lineage: Eukaryota; Fungi; Ascomycota; Sordariomycetes; Hypocreales; Hypocreaceae
Product: RNA-binding domain-containing protein
Exons: 6
Coding region: 1-1032 (343 amino acids)
Biological process (GO): mRNA splicing, via spliceosome
Cellular component (GO): cytoplasm; nucleoplasm; ASAP complex
Molecular function (GO): RNA binding
Source: RefSeq, a predicted model, not a curated record